AUGUACACUUAUACCACUGCUAUAGUUAUCGCUAGCAUCGCGAUAGUAGUCUCAAUUUAUACUCGAUUCGACUUAUUUGAUAUGGAAAAUCUUAAUCGCUCCAAAAUUGGGAAUGAGCUAUUGCACCAUUACAUUUGUCCCAACGUGGAACAAGCUUCUGCUAUAGCUAUGGAUGUUCACGCUUUCAACCCAUUCGAUAGAAUAUCAAGGCAAAAGUGCAUUGAUAGUUUCUCUACAACGUACAAUUUGGUUUACUAUUCACUAUGCUUAGAUAAUAGCUACAAGCUAAUUGUGCUACGAGGUCCUAGUCAAUGUGGCAAAUCCAAAAGCUUGCAGCAAUUCCUAUAUUAUCUGCGACAGAGACAUAUUUUGGCUAUUGAUUUUAAUUUUGCAAAUAUCCAGAAUGAAUUGCAUAUGGAAUCAUUUCUUAAUAUGGCUAUACUAGAAGCUAUUACUCAAAUCAAUCUUGAUUUCCAUAUCGGUGAUGUAAUGAAGUUUGAUACGAUUCUUAAAAAAUUGCCUUACCGUUUAACCAAGUGCAAUUACUAUAAAAUUAUGCCGAUGGGUAUUUUAUGGAAUCAUAAUUUAUUUUUCACUUGGACAUCUUGGAAGAAUAAGCAGCAAAACAACCUGAAGCCUUUUAUCAUGCAGAUAUUAAAUGAUCCAUGUUCAAACAAAAAUUACGUGACAACCUUAAUGACAAUUUUAGCAGCUUUAGCGGAAGUAGACAGAAAAUUACAACCAAUUGUUGUAUUUCGUGAUCUUCAUAAAUCUAUCCUAAACCCAAGGACUAGCUCUUUAAUAUUUAACCUACUUCAAGAGCUAUUUCAUUUUAUUGACAAUCAACGUAAUCAUCUACUUCUCUUUCCUGUAGUAAUGGAAAUGUCUGAUUACGUAUGGUAUGAUUUUUUUUAUGUUCGAUCACACCAGUUUAACAUACCGAAAGUAAGUUACGAUGCUAUCGUAAUGGAACCUUUAUUUGAAGAAGAAAUAUAUCAAAAGAUUGUCUAUGUAUAUCAAUUGUUGCCUGGUAAAAUUUUUAACUUGGUAUGGCAAAGAAUUGGCCAUGAUCGCAGUCUAUGGAGCCAGUUUUUAUACCGAUAUGACUAUCUAAAAAUACGAAAUAUAGGCCCUGACGAUUACAUAAGAACGAUCAUUAAUCAAUUACAAUUAGAAUCUGACUUGAAGAUCUUUCACAUCCUUUCUCAAGUAACACGUGAAAAUAAAUCAUUAUCGUUAGCAUUUUUAAAGACAUUACAUUCUAACAAUUAUGUGCUAAAUACGCUCGAAUGGAUAGUCAGACAAGAAGCCAAAUACCUUCUUCAGGAACGGUUAGCUUAUAUCGAUAAAGAAUUCAAUUUUCAAAUACAACAUAAACUCUACCAAGCAUCAAUUCAAAAAUAUUAUGAACGUAUCGAGCAGAAAUGA
Molecule: messenger RNA, 1428 nt
Organism: Trichoplax adhaerens
Lineage: Eukaryota; Metazoa; Placozoa; Uniplacotomia; Trichoplacea; Trichoplacidae
Exons: 1
Coding region: 1-1428 (475 amino acids)
Source: RefSeq, a predicted model, not a curated record